Molecule: messenger RNA, 2411 nt
Organism: Cucurbita maxima (winter squash)
Lineage: Eukaryota; Viridiplantae; Streptophyta; Magnoliopsida; Cucurbitales; Cucurbitaceae
Product: protein NPGR2-like
Exons: 10
Molecular function (GO): protein binding
Source: RefSeq, a predicted model, not a curated record
UAAGGAUUGAACUUUAGGAUGGUCAUGGCGGGAAGAUCGAGGGACAGCAAAUCCAGAUUGCCAAUGAUCCAUUACGAUCGCCGUUGAAGACAAAAGAACAGAGCUCAAAAUAAAGAAAAUGGCGGCACAAACAUUCAAAAUGAUCAAGAAUACAUAUACACAAACAUUUCAAAUUUCAAUCCCACUCGUUCUACUCCGGCGGAGCUCACUAGUCCGAGAGUCGACACCAAGCGAAUUCAAAGUUCGAGAGGAAGAAUCACAAUCAUUUGGCUGAAAUCCGAAGCAAACGAGCAUUGUGAAUUCAAUUCAAUUAUUACAGAUGCAGGAGAUAAAUUGUAUUUUCGGUGGAAUGAGCCAGCAUGAGAGCAAAGGCCUGGAUGAAUGAGCAAAUUUUACGCCUCAAGAAUAAAUUUAGCAAGAUGAUAAACUGUAUUCGUUCAGGGGAUCAAUUAAAAGUGGAUGAAAUGAUGCAUUCAUCAGAUUCUCUGGCAACUCGAGACUAUUCAGCCAGUGGUUUUUCAUCACGUACUGGGGAGGUGGAACCGAAGGUGGAUAAUGCCAACAUUGAAGAAGCUGAAUCAUCUCUUCGUGAGAGUGGUUAUCUGAAUUAUGAGGAAGCACGUGCUUUACUUGGAAGGCUCGAGUACCAAAAGGGUAACAUAGAAGCUGCUCUUCAUGUUUUUGAAGGAAUAGACAUUGUUGCUGUAAUUUCCAGGAUAAAAGCUUCCAUUUCAACGAGAUAUGAACAAAAUAGACGGCAAUCACAAAGUGAUGUUGUGCCUACUAUGUCUAUGCAUGCCAUUAGUUUACUUCUUGAAGCUAUUUUUCUGAAAGCAAAAUCAUUACAGGGUUUAGGAAGGUUUGUAGAGGCAGCAAAAUCUUGCAAACUACUUUUAGACACUGUUGAAUCUGCAUUACCCGAAGGCUUACCUGAAAAUUUCGCCAAUGAUUGUAAAUUGCAAGGGACACUAACAAAGGCUGUUGAAUUGCUUCCAGAAUUGUGGAAAUCUGCCGGGUCUCCUGAAGAAUCUAUCUUGUCAUACAGGCGUGCCCUUAUUUACCAAUGGAAUCUAGAAAUGGAAACUAGAGCAAAAAUAGAAAAAGAGUUUGCAAUUUUCCUUCUCUAUAGUGGUUGUGAUGCAAGUCCUCCCAAUCUCCGUUUGCAGAUGGAAAGCUCAUUUGUGCCAAGAAAUAAUAUGGAAGAAGCCAUUCUUUUGUUAAUGGAUCUGUUGGGAAAAUAUAUACAUGGAUUGGUUGUUUGGGACCCAUCAAUAACAGAGCAUCUCUCGUUUGCACUGUCUAUUGUUGGGGAAUUUGGAGCUCUAGCUAAUGAGGUUGAACAAUUGCCUCCAGGAACUAUAGGAAGGAAAGAGAAGUACUGGACACUAGCUCUUUGUUACUACGGGGAAGGUAAAAGCUUAGUUGCGUUGAACCUUUUGAAGAACUUCUUGAAUAACAAAGAUAAUGUAGGCUGCUUACUGGAAUUGUUGUUAGCUUCAAAGCUCUGUGGAGAGAAUUUGGUUUGUCUCGAUGAGGGGGUGACUUACAUAUUGAGAGUGCUUUCGGAACUGGAUGGUAGAUGCAUCCAGAUGGUUUCCAUUGCUAAUUGCUUACAUGGUGUAUUACUGUCAGCCAUAUCCAAAUCAAUUGCUUCUGAUUCUCAGAAAUCUUUGAAGCAAUCUGAGGCACUCAAGGCACUACAAACCGCUGAGCAACUGAUGAAACAAAGGGAUCCAUUCAUUGUGUAUCAUCUUUGUCUUGAAUAUGCUGAACAGAGGAAGCUGGAUAUUGCUCUAUACUACGCAAAACAGCUAGUGAUACUCGAGGCUGGGUCUAGUGUGAAGUCGUACAUCCUCUUGGCCAGAAUAUUGUCCUCCCAGAAACGGUUUGGGGAUGCAGAGACUGUAAUCAACGCUGCUCUUGAGCAGACAGGGAAGUGGGAACAGGGCGAACUCUUACGAACUAAAGCUAAGCUCCAGAUUGCACAGGGCCAGUUAAAGAGCAGUAUAGAAACAUAUACUCAUCUUCUUGCUAUAAUUCGAGUCCGGACUAAAAGUAGUGGAGUUGGAAAGAUGCUUUCAAAGGAUGUCUCGGUGAGAACAUCUGACAGAAGUCUGGAAAUAGAAACAUGGAAUGAUUUGGCCAAUAUGUACACAAGCUUGUCUCAGUGGCGGGAUGCUGAGAUCUGCCUAUCAAAAUUGCAGGCAAUCAAUCCAUAUUCUGCUUCUAAAUGGUAUUCCACAGGUUUACUGUAUGAGUCUAAGGGUCUCCCACGAGAUGCUUUGCAAGCAUACAACAAAGGAUUAGGCAUCGAUCCUAACCAUGUUCCCAGCAUGAUAUCAACUGCCCGUCUUCUCCAACAACUGGGCGGCAGGCAGUCAUUUCCUGUGGUAAGAAGCUUGCUAACCGAC